Molecule: messenger RNA, 1766 nt
Organism: Drosophila arizonae
Lineage: Eukaryota; Metazoa; Arthropoda; Insecta; Diptera; Drosophilidae
Gene: Aldh
Product: Aldehyde dehydrogenase
Molecular function (GO): oxidoreductase activity, acting on the aldehyde or oxo group of donors, NAD or NADP as acceptor
Source: RefSeq, a predicted model, not a curated record
GCCUAGUUUUUCAUACUUGAAAUUAAUUAAAAAUAUAAUAUAAACAUAAUGCUGCGUAUUUUGAGAACUAGUGGAUUGCUGCGUGCGGAAUGCAAAAAUUUGGCUGCUGCUGCUGCCUAUUCGGCUAUGCCGCAGCCACAAACAACUCCAGAUGUGCUCUACACUGGCCUCUUCAUCAACAAUGAGUGGCACAAGAGCAAGUCGGGCAAGACCUUUCCCACUAUUAACCCAACCACCGAACAGACCAUUGCCGAAAUCCAAGCCGGUGGUAAGGAGGAUAUAGACAUUGCCGUUAAAGCAGCGCGUCAAGCAUUCAAAUUGGGUUCACCCUGGCGUCGCAUGGAUGCUUCGGAUCGUGGUCGUUUGCUCUAUCGCCUGGCUGAUCUCAUUGAGCGCGAUCAAGUUUAUUUGGCUAGUUUGGAAACCCUGGACAAUGGCAAGCCCUAUAGCAUGUCCUACAAUGUGGAUUUGCCCACGGCUAUUAAGAAUCUGCGUUACUUUGCCGGCUGGGCGGACAAGAAUCAUGGCAAGACCAUUCCCAUGGACGGUGACUUCUUUACCUAUACACGCCACGAGCCCGUGGGUGUUUGUGGCCAGAUUAUACCAUGGAAUUUCCCAAUUCUGAUGAUGGCCUGGAAGCUGGGACCUGCUUUGGCCACCGGCAACACCAUUAUUCUGAAGCCCGCCGAGCAAACCAGUCUGACGGCCCUCUACAUUGCGCAGCUGAUCAAGGAAGCUGGCUUCCCCGAGGGCGUGGUCAAUGUGGUGCCUGGCUUUGGUGACGCUGGCGCCGCUCUGGCUAACCACAGCGAUGUCGACAAGGUUGCCUUCACUGGCUCCACAGAUGUGGGCAAGCUGAUUCAGCUGGCGUCAGGCAAUACGAAUCUGAAGCGCGUCACUCUGGAAUUGGGCGGCAAGUCGCCCAACAUUAUUCUAGCCGAUUCGGAUCUGGACUAUGCCGUGGAGACAGCUCAUUUCGGUCUCUUCUUCAAUAUGGGCCAGUGCUGCUGUGCCGGCUCGCGCACCUUUGUCGAGGACAAGAUCUACGAUGAGUUUGUGGAGCGCAGCGCAGAGCGUGCCAAGAAGCGCACCGUUGGCAAUCCCUUCGAUCUGAACACCGAACAGGGACCGCAGGUCAACGAGGAGCAAAUGGAAAAGAUUUUGGGUCUGAUCCAGACGGGCAAGCAGCAGGGCGCCAAGCUGGUUGCCGGCGGCAAACGCCCCGAAGGUCUGCCCGGCUACUUCGUCCAGCCCACGGUCUUUGCCGAUGUCCAAGACAACAUGACCAUUGCACGCGAAGAGAUCUUUGGCCCGGUGCAGCAGCUCAUUCGCUUCAAGAAGCUCGACGAGGUGAUCGAGCGUGCCAACAACUCAGACUACGGCCUGGCUGCCGCUGUCUUCACCAAGGAUCUGGACAAGGCUAACUACAUUGUGGGCGGUCUGCGCGCCGGCACCGUCUGGGUGAACACCUACAAUGCCCUGGCCGCCCAGGCGCCCUUCGGCGGCUACAAGAUGUCCGGUCAUGGCCGCGAGAAUGGCGAAUAUGCUCUCUCCAACUAUACGGAAGUCAAGAGCGUCAUUGUCAAGGUGCCACAGAAGAACUCCUAAGUGCCGCAGCUCUGAAUGCGAAAACCAAUUUGCUCAUUCGCAAAUUGGAAUUGGAUUUUCUAUUAUAGCACUAAGCGCACAUUAACUCGUCAAUCGCAUUGCUGUGUAUUUUCCAUUUGAAUUAAUUUUAGUGAACAACAAAGCACUCUGAAAUAUAA